AUGGCAAUUGGUAUGGGGCAUAUUUUCCGUGCUAAGCAAGGCCUUCGAAGAUCUUCUUCAAGAACAAACAGAGAAAGUGAAGUUCCUAAAGGGCAUUUUGCAGUUUAUGUUGGGGAGACUGAAAAGAAGCGCUUUGUAAUUCCUGUUUCGUACUUGAAGGACCCUUCAUUCCAAGACUUGUUGUGUCAAGCUGAGGAAGAAUUCGGAUUUGAUCAUCCGAUGGGUGGACUCACAAUACCUUGUUUGGAGGAUACCUUCGUUGACAUCAUUUCUAAUUGGGAAAUUGAUGCCAGCAAACUAGCUAUUCUUGAUUUCUCCUCUACCCUUUCUGAUGCUGUGAAACUGACGAACUCUGAUAUGAAGUAA
This is a messenger RNA of Ipomoea nil (Japanese morning glory), 366 nucleotides long. RefSeq names its product auxin-responsive protein SAUR21-like. Lineage: Eukaryota; Viridiplantae; Streptophyta; Magnoliopsida; Solanales; Convolvulaceae. The record is from RefSeq and is a predicted model, not a curated record. Bases 1 to 366 code for a protein of 121 amino acids. Gene Ontology annotation, biological process: response to auxin. The transcript is spliced from 3 exons.